Messenger RNA from Calypte anna (Anna's hummingbird), 2032 nucleotides. RefSeq names its product kelch domain containing 10 (gene KLHDC10). Bases 55 to 1251 code for a protein of 398 amino acids. The transcript is spliced from 9 exons. Gene Ontology annotation, biological process: positive regulation of stress-activated MAPK cascade. The record is from RefSeq and is a predicted model, not a curated record. NCBI's taxonomy places the organism in Eukaryota, Metazoa, Chordata, Aves, Apodiformes, Trochilidae. Gene Ontology annotation, molecular function: protein binding.
CGGCUCCGCCUCUGGCAGCCGCGGGGCUCUCCCUGAGGUGGAGCGGACGGGGCCAUGUCUGCGGCUGAGGGUGCCCGGGAAGGCGUCAGGGAAGGAUCGGGAGGUGCUGAGGGUGAUGGUGGCCUCGGUCUCCUCAACCGCUUCGUGCAGCUACCGGGAAGGCCGCGAUCGGCGGGCCACAGAUGCCCUCCAGCAAGAAGCGGCCAUCGUUGCGUGGCAGACAGCUCCAACUUGUAUGUGUUUGGGGGCUACAACCCUGACUACGACGAGUCUGGUGGGCCAGAGAAUGAAGAUUACCCACUCUUCAGAGAGCUCUGGAGGUACAAUUUUGCUACAGACACCUGGCACCAGAUGGGCACUGAAGGCUACAUGCCCAGGGAGCUGGCAUCCAUGUCACUUGUACUGCAUGGCAACAACCUCCUGGUUUUUGGGGGCACCGGGAUCCCCUUCGGAGAGAGCAACGGCAACGACGUCCACGUCUGCAAUGUUAAAUACAAAAGAUGGGCUCUGCUCAGCUGCAGAGGGAAGAAACCCAAUAGGAUUUAUGGCCAGGCCAUGGCCAUCAUCAAUGGCUGUCUCUAUGUGUUUGGAGGAACAACUGGGUACAUUUACAGUACUGACCUCCAUAAACUCGACCUCAACACCAGAGAGUGGAUCCAGCUGAGACCAAACAACAUGUCCUGUGACAUGCCAGAGGAGAGGUACAGACAUGAAAUUGCACACGAUGGUCAAAGGAUUUAUAUCUUGGGAGGUGGAACUUCCUGGACAGCUUAUUCCUUAGAUAAGAUCCAUGCCUACAACCUGGAAACCAACACCUGGGAGGAAAUUGCUACAAAACCUCACGAAAAAGUUGGCUUCCCAGCAGCCAGAAGAUGCCACAGCUGUGUUCAGAUUAAAAAUGAUGUGUUUGUUUGUGGAGGCUACAAUGGAGAAGUGAUACUGGGAGAUGUUUGGAAGCUGAAUCUGCAAACUUUCCAGUGGGUGAAGCUCCCAGCUGCCAUGCCAGAACCAGUUUAUUUCCACUGUGCUGCUGUCACACCAGCUGGCUGCAUGUAUGUCCACGGAGGGGUUGUCAACAUCCAAGAAAACAAACGGACUGGCUCUUUGUUUAAAAUGUGGCUGGUGGUGCCCAGCCUGCUGGAACUCUCCUGGGAGAAGCUCCUGGAAUAUUUCCCUCACCUUGCAACUCUCUCCAGAUCUCAGCUUUUGCACCUUGGACUGACUCAGGGCCUGGUGGAGCGACUAAAAUGAGAACAUCUCCUGCUUCUGGCCCCCCAGGGAUGCUAAAGUUCCAGGAGUUCCUUCCCACUCCCUCCCCUAUUUAUGGAUUCCAUGGAUGCUCUUGCUCAAGAACGUUGGAGGAACCCACUCAGCGCCUUACUCAGCAAAUACAUUGAUGCCUUUCAAGAAAAGCUUUUCAGUUGUUGGCAAAAUUCACUUUUUAUUUAUGGAUCUCUCCCAUCACACCAUUCAUCCCAACAAACCCCAAACCCUUUGGGAUUAAUCCCAUGCCAUCCAGCCCAUCAAACUGUCAGCAACACAUGCUUGCAGCUUCCCUGGGGAGGGAGGAGGGGAGGGGAAACUUAGGGAAUGUCUCCCAUGUGGCACCUUCCAACUUUAUCUACUCACAAGCUGGAUCUAACAGAGGACCCUGACCACAGGACAGCAGCCCCCACCCCUUAUUUCACCUUGGAUGACACUCAUCCCCUCUAACUCCUGCCGGAACUCUCCCUUUCUAUCCAAAAAAAAACCAAAACAAAAAUUCCCAGAGUGUGGAAGGCUUUGCAUGUGUUCCAUGGGCAUGUUCCCACCUCUUUGAGCUGGAAUUCCACAGCUGGAAUGUGGUGUUGGGAGGCACCCAGCCUCCCUCCUGCUGCCCCAUCUCUGCCCCUUUUCAUAUUGAAAGGUUUGCUUGGGAAGACUUCAAAGUUGCCACUUACUGGACUACUGUGUAGUUUACUUGGGGAGGGGAAAAGGUUUUGCUGAUUUAUUUUUUUUUUAAACCCUUUUUUGGCUCAUAACUGAAAAAAAA